Messenger RNA from Hermetia illucens (black soldier fly), 1065 nucleotides. Its product is annotated as trypsin alpha-3-like. The record is from RefSeq and is a predicted model, not a curated record. Gene Ontology annotation, molecular function: serine-type endopeptidase activity. Gene Ontology annotation, biological process: proteolysis. Lineage: Eukaryota; Metazoa; Arthropoda; Insecta; Diptera; Stratiomyidae. The transcript is spliced from 7 exons. The coding region runs from base 246 to 1013 and encodes 255 amino acids.
GGUAGGUGCAUACCAUUGUGGUGGAGUACUGGUCAACUUGCAAUAUGUGUUAUCAACCGCGAGUUGCUUUGCCCAUAGUGUCCGCUUUGACUAUCAUGAUAAUGAGUUCCAUUACAUGGUAAACUGCACUAAGGGACAUUUGCCCUUCCCCGAUGCGUCAUCUAUUCAUUAUUACUUCCAGUUUCUAAUCAGUAUGCCCACGGGUAUCUGAUCCAUACGGCGACGAUAUAAGUUGUAAAGUUACAAUGGCGGUCAAGCUCCAUGUGCUGCUUGCCCCAGACGUGUUAAUCAUCCUGGGGGUUUUCGUCGUGUGUUUUAUCUGCUGCUGUUUACCUGCAGACAAGAAGCGCACACAGAGUCAAAGAAGGCAUACAAUUUUCGUAGGUGUAUUGAAAUGGCCGUCAGGUGAAUCAACGAAACAAUUACGCUAUGCUGUUGAUGCAAAAAUACACGAGAAAUUCGACGUGAAAACCAUGAUGUACGACUUUGCUCUUGUGAGGUUGGAAAAACCAUUUGUGAAAACAGCACGUGUGUACCCUAUCCCACUUGCAACCCAUAGACCAGAAAAAGCCACACAAUGUCAGACUGCUGCGUGGGGAAAAAAGAGAAAAGAUGAGAUGGACCAAUAUAAUUUAAAAUAUAUUAACGUGAAGCCACUCAACUUUGAAAUGUGCGCUUUUCUUCAUCCUUCCCUAAAAGAAACUUCUUCCCAGAUUUGUGCAGGAGCGGCUGGAGAACAAGAUGACAACUGCCAAGGUGAAUCAUCGGACGAGCAGUUGCAAUGUUCUACUGGUCCUCUAAUUUGUAAUGGCGUAGUCGCUGGACUGGUUUCUGCAACAAAGGCCUGCAAUAAGGCGGGGCAUUAUGCUAUUUAUGCUGAUAUAAGCGCCGUGAAAACGUGGAUUGAUGAAAGCAUCAAAGAAUGGGAUCAAUUGUGUGGCGAUUACUUUAGAAGUGGGACUUUGGGCACAUACCCCGGACUUAUAUUGCCAAUUUAUAUUAUUUUAUAUUAAGCAAACGAAUUAAUAUAAAUAUUAAAUAAAUAUGAAUUUUCUAUUUAUUGAA